AUGGAUUUACCUGGACCAAUACAUGAUUUUCUUUUAGUUUUUCUGGGGUCGGGCCUUAUAUUAGGUGGUCUAGGAGUAGUAUUAUUUACCAAUACAAUUUUUUCUGCUUUUUCGUUAGGAUUGGUUCUUGUUUGUAUAUCUUUAUUCUAUAUUCUAGCAAAUUCCCAUUUUGUAGCUUCUGCACAACUCCUUAUUUAUGUGGGAGCUAUAAAUAUAUUAAUAAUAUUUUCUGUAAUGUUCAUGAAUGGUCCGGAAUAUGACACAGAUUUCCGUCUGUGGACUGUGGAGGACGGGAUUACCUUAUUGGUUUGUGCAAGUCUUUUUGUUUCAUUAACUAUUACUAUUCUAAAUACGUCCUGGUAUGGGAUUAUUUGGACUACAAAAUCAAAUCAGAUUCUAGAACAAGAUCUGAUAAGCGCUAGUCAACAAAUAGUAAUUCAUUUAUCAACCGAUUUUUUUCUUCCAUUUGAACUCAUUUCAAUAAUUCUUUUAGUUGCUUUAAUAGGUGCAAUUGGCGUGGCUCGUCAAUAAUAAUUCAUUUGAUUUUUUAAAAUAGCAAUCAAAAAAACUGAUAUUUUAUCAUAUUCAUUUUCAUUCUAGUCAAUCAAAUUGGUUUAAUUCAAUUUAUUAUUCUAUUAUCAUAUCAUUUUUUUGUUCUUCUUUUUUUUUGUAUUAUAACUUAUUAUAUUCUAGUUAAUCAAA
This is a messenger RNA of Amaranthus tricolor (Joseph's coat), 702 nucleotides long. Its product is annotated as NAD(P)H-quinone oxidoreductase subunit 6, chloroplastic-like. Lineage: Eukaryota; Viridiplantae; Streptophyta; Magnoliopsida; Caryophyllales; Amaranthaceae. Gene Ontology annotation, molecular function: NADH dehydrogenase (ubiquinone) activity. The transcript has a single exon. The record is from RefSeq and is a predicted model, not a curated record. Bases 1 to 531 code for a protein of 176 amino acids.